Molecule: messenger RNA, 2026 nt
Organism: Puntigrus tetrazona (Sumatra barb)
Lineage: Eukaryota; Metazoa; Chordata; Actinopteri; Cypriniformes; Cyprinidae
Product: cdc42-interacting protein 4 homolog
Exons: 16
Coding region: 180-1733 (517 amino acids)
Biological process (GO): signal transduction
Molecular function (GO): protein binding
Source: RefSeq, a predicted model, not a curated record
GUGUUUAUUUCUUGACUGAGUUAGAGAUGUUACCUGUCCGAUGCCCGCCAACUGAAAACAGGUUUCGAAGCACAGCCUACCUGAGCUCAGGUGUGAUGAGGUGACAUUCAAUCGCGAGAUCACCUGGUGAGAAGCACAGAAGGCUGCUGCGGUGUUUUCUGUCGGAUCUGUCAGAGAUCAUGGAUUGGGGUUCAGAUCUUUGGGACCAGCACGAAGCGAUAGACAGACACACUCAGAGCGGACUGGAUCUGCUGGAGCGAUAUGUGAAGUUUGUCAAAGAAAGGGCCGAGAUCGAGCAGAAUUACUCCAAACAGCUCAGAAACCUCAGUAAGAAAUAUUCCAGACGAGGCGUCAAAGAAGAGCAGGACACAAAGAUGACCCAUCAGCAGGCGUUCCAGGACGUUCUGAACCAGCUGAACGAUUACGCGGCUCUGAGGGACCAGCUGUCCGAGAGCAUGACCCUGAACAUCUGCGUGGAGCUCAGCAGGAACCUGCAGGAGCUGCGUCAGGAGCGCAAGAACCAUCUCUGUGACGUGAAGAAAGCUCAGCAGAACCUGGAGAGCAGCUUCAAGCAGCUGGAGACCAGUAAGAAGCGUUUUGAGAAGGAGUGGAGAGAAGCGGAGAAGGCCAAUCAGCAGACGGAGAGAGUCCAGCAGGACGUCAACGCCACUAAAGCAGACGUGGACAAGGCCAAACAGCACGCUCACUUCCGAGUGCACUUAGCGGAUGAGUGCAAGAACGAGUACGCUCUACAGCUCCAGAAAUAUAACAAAGAGCAAAACAACUUGUACUACUCAGAGAUCCCGUCUGUGUAUAAGAAGCUGCAGGAAAUGGAGGAGCGGCGCAUCCGGAUGUUAGCAGACGGCUACGUGCAGUUCUCCGAAACCGAGAAGAACGUCCUGCCCAACAUCAACAAGUGUCUGGACACCAUCAGCUCCACCGGGAGGAACAUCAAUGAGAAACAGGACACCUUGGUUCUGGUGGAGCAGUAUAAAUCAGGAGCAGUGCCUCCUGCUGACGUGGAGUUUGAGGAUUACAGUCAGACGGUGCGAGCGGCCACAUCGGACAACACGGCGGCACACCUGCCCAAAGUGCGCAUCAAACAGCUCUUCCACAAGAAAAACAAGGUGACGUCUCCUGAUAAGAACAUGCCCUUAUCACCAGAGGAUCUCACUCGUCUGCCGCUGGAUCAGAGGAGGAGGCGUCUGCAGGAGAAGGUCGAUGAUAUCCAGAAGGAGCUUCAGAGAGAGACGGAGCAGAGCGAGGCUCUGAUGAGGAUGAAGGGUGUUUAUGAGCAGAAUUCUCAGCUUGGAGAUCCGUCCAGCCUUCAGCCUCAGAUCACACAGACCGCCCAUAACAUCGCCAGACUGAGAGGAGAGCUCAACAAAUACCAGCGGUGUGUUCUGCAGGGUCAGCUGACUGAAGCCGGCGGCGGGACGCUGCAACACACUCAUGUCAGUCCCGACUACAUCACGGUGAUGAGCGAUCCCAGCGUGUCUCCGUCAGAUAACAUCUACGAGUGUGAAUUUGAUGAGGACUUUGACGUGGACGUGCCCAUCGGUCAGUGCAAAGCGCUCUACAACUUCGACGGCAGCAGCGAGGGUGCCGUGUCCAUGCAUGUGGGCGAGCAGCUGAGCCUGAUGCAGGAAGAUCAGGGCGACGGCUGGGUCAGAGUUCAGAGGGCCAACGGAGACCUGGGAUACGUGCCGGCGUCAUAUAUCCAGAUCAUCUAGAAUCAGCUGAUCGUGUGAGCUGUGCUCACGUGACUCCGUCAGUUUUAAAGUCAUGGGGACUUGUUUUUACUUUUCGAUUUCUUUCUUUUGGUCGUGCAUUAUGCUGCUUCUGGUGAUUUCCUGCACGUUUGCAGUUGUGCAAUGGAUUUUCUGUUGAGUUUGUUAAUUAUUGCAUGUAGAAGCUCUCAGCUCUCAUUGGUGUAACUUCAUUACACAUAAAAACAGUCAAGUGUGUCCAAACGUGUGCCGAAUGAUUGCCGUAUUUAAUAAAAAAAAAUCUGUUCAACCCCAAA